Venturia canescens is the source of this 5892-nucleotide messenger RNA. RefSeq names its product chromatin-remodeling ATPase INO80 (gene Ino80). The record is from RefSeq and is a predicted model, not a curated record. Bases 600 to 5567 code for a protein of 1655 amino acids. Gene Ontology annotation, cellular component: Ino80 complex. The transcript has 23 exons. Lineage: Eukaryota; Metazoa; Arthropoda; Insecta; Hymenoptera; Ichneumonidae. Gene Ontology annotation, biological process: DNA repair; chromatin remodeling. Gene Ontology annotation, molecular function: histone binding; ATP hydrolysis activity; ATP binding.
UCCCGUUUGGUUCAUAUUCAUUGCCAAAUGCCCCAAGUUUCCAGCACAAGCUCGUCGCAGGCGUUACGAUGUAUCUUCCGAUCCUACGAUACAUCCGCGUCGAUAUUUCCUUGCGAACAAAAAACCACGAACAUGAUAUCAACGUUUAGUUUCCCUGUUACGUUUGACUUUCGUGUUACGAGUGUUGUACUUUUCUAACCCAACACACAUUCAUACAUACGAUUUAAGGUGACACUCAAUCCAUUCAAUCUCAUUUUUUAGUUAAAACCUAUUUCAAGAGAAAUUCAUCAACCCAGAAAAUGCGAUAACUUUGCCAAUUAUAACCCCAAAUUCUUCCGAUUUUUUUUCGGCGUGUCAUUCAACUUAUGUAAUGAAAUCGACACAAUAAAACUUUAUUUACUCUAUUUUAGCAUGCGAUCAAUUAAUCAUCUACUUUCAUUAAUUUCAUCGUUUAUUCACCACCAAAUUUACGAGGACCAUUAAAAUUUGCCUACAGAGCACGAUAUCCAAUGUAAACUUGAAACAUCAUAAGAAGACAUUUGCCAUUUACAAAGAUCGAUUUUUUGUAUUGUUUAUUGUUUAUAUUCUUAUCAUCGGUUAUGAGCGAAGACAAUUGCGCCAUGGGGCUGGAAGCUGAAAUGGCAGCUCCGCUGCAUCUUCAACGAUUGGAGCGCAGUUUGGACAUUCAGCCAUUCAUGAACCAGGUCAAUAGCAUAUUUCACGACCAUGCGAGCGAGGAUGACAAAUCCGUGUCUUCAGAAUCGUCCGAAGGCUCGGAUGCGUAUCUUAAUGACGUACUCACAAGGAAAGAAGAAGAACGGAUAAAUAAGUUAAGAUUAUACAACAUGUCGAACGUCGGGGACGAACGCAGAUGGCUUCAAGAUCUCUUGUUGAGCGAUUCUUCAGAUUCUUCUGGAUCGGACACUGAAACUGACGCUCCAGUGACAGAAGAAGAUUUUCAGGACAUGCUCAAAUUUCACAUUCUGCGGAAGAAGUAUCAAGGAAGAUUUUAUCAAAAACCUGAGAAUAUUCAAUAUCAGUAUUAUGGUGCUGGAUUGCUGUCGAGUUAUGACAGAUUCCUCGAACACCAAAAACUCAUUGUUGGCAACAAGAAGAAAAAGGAAAAGAAGCCUGAGAAAAAAAUGAUAAAAGUGAAAAAGGAAAAAGCUGCUCGUCAUAGACAGUCCGAGAAUCAUCGAGAACACGAUUACCCCGAAGGAAAUUGGGAAAGAGUUCGAGGCAAAGAUGAGGAGACCGACGAGGCAGAAAUGGCAGCGAUGAUGAGACACCAGCCGAGGCCCAGGGGUCGGAAAAAGCACAAUAACAAAAGCCCCGAAGUUAUGGCCAUGAGAAGACGGAAAAUUUGGAUAAUGAUGUCUAAAAAGGAAUUGGGCAAAGUUCAAAGAGCCAAAACGAACAAUCACAAGGAGAUGCUCAUUAGUUGCAAGAAAGUAGCUCAACACUGCAUGAAAUAUUGGCGACAAAAAGCUAUGCAGUCCCAAAAGAACAUGAAAGAGACGAUUUGGCGAGCAAAGCGUUUGACUCGAGAAAUGCAAUCGUAUUGGAAGCGUUACGAUCGUGUGGAGCGCGAGACGCGUCGUCGUUUGGAAAAAGAGGCGGAGGAGCAGCGAAAAAUGGACGUGGAAUUGAUCGAGGCAAAGCGGCAGCAAAGAAAAUUGAAUUUUUUGAUAACGCAGACGGAGCUUUACGCCCAUUUUAUGUCACGAAAAAUGGGAAAAGCGUCACCGGAGGAACAGCUUCGGAUAUUGACGCAAUUGGACGAGGAAAAGAAUCCUCGUUUGAUCGGAAUCGACGAUUACGAUUCCGAGGCUAUGAAACAAAAAGCCAAAAAAAAUGCCACUGAGGCUUUCGACAACGAAAGAGCGCGAACUCGACAGUUCGAUACUCCUGCAAGCUCCAGCGAGCUCAGACUCAGCGACACUCCCGAAAAACUCGAACACGAGCAGCCACUCAUUUUUAAGGGCAAUCUCAAAGGAUAUCAAUUAAAAGGCAUGAAUUGGCUCGCCAAUUUGUACGAUCAAGGAAUCAGCGGCAUUCUGGCCGAUGAAAUGGGCCUCGGAAAAACUGUCCAAUCAAUUGCUUUCCUUUGCCACGUUGCCGAGAAAUAUUCGGUUUGGGGGCCAUUCCUAAUCAUUUCUCCGGCCUCGACCCUCCACAAUUGGCAACAAGAAAUGGCUCGUUUCGUUCCAACCUUCAAAGUCGUUCCCUACUGGGGCAAUCCACAGGAACGUAAAAUUCUACGACAAUUUUGGGACACGAAAGAUCUCCACACCAAAGAAGCUUCCUUCCAUGUCGUCAUUACGAGUUAUCAACUCGUUAUCACAGAUUACAAGUACUUUAAUAGAAUAAAGUGGCAAUACAUGAUCCUCGACGAGGCUCAAGCUAUCAAAAGCACCAGCAGUAUGAGGUGGAAACUUUUGUUGGGAUUCAGCUGUCGCAAUCGGUUGCUGCUCAGUGGUACACCGAUCCAGAACAGCAUGGCCGAGCUUUGGGCACUUUUGCAUUUUAUCAUGCCAACUCUCUUCGAUUCCCAUGACGAAUUCAACGAAUGGUUCUCCAAAGACAUCGAAAGUCACGCCGAAAAUAAAACCGGCAUUGACGAGAAGCAUCUUUCGAGACUCCACAUGAUUUUGAAGCCUUUCAUGUUGCGCAGGAUAAAAAAAGACGUGGAAAACGAACUGUCGGAUAAGAUCGAAAUCAUGGUUUACUGCCCGCUCACGUCGCGACAAAAAUUGCUGUAUUCCGCUCUGAAAAAGAAAAUCAGAAUCGAAGAUUUGCUGCAUUACACCGUUGGCGGCGACACGGGCUCAAAUGACAAAAAUUUUACUUCUAAUUUGAUGAAUCUAGUCAUGCAAUUUCGUAAGGUCUGCAAUCACCCGGAGCUGUUCGAACGUCGGGACGCAAAGUCGCCUCUGUUCGUCAGAACGGAACCGUACGAAAUGCCGAGUUUCUUGUUCAACGAGGGUCUACUCGGUUCUUCGUUGCCCUCGAGAGAUCACAUAUUAUUUAACAAAUUUUUUGUGUUUGCUACGGAACACAUUAAUCGUCGUCUCCAUCGCGACGAGAAUAAUGCGAAUUUUCAUUUUUUCUCGUUCUCCCGGUUCAUGGAUCUCUCUCCUAUGGAACUUAACCAAAUUUUCGUCGGUGGAAUUUUGUACAGAUUGUGCCACAUGACACUGCUAGAAAGGCGGACUCGGAAGAAGCGUUUCUGGGAGGACUGGUGGGUCGAAGAAGGAGUGGAAGUUCCAAGGACCACGAUGUUUUUGAACAAUCAACGAAUAAAAUCUCUCUCGUCGAGUGUACGAAAAGAUUUGAUAUUUACGAAUCUCGUGAACCACGGCGAAGCUGUUUACACUCAUACUAAACACACGAUUCACUCGAUGCCAGAAACUGUGGCGCAUAGGAUAUUGAGAAGCAGCAAAUGUGCUCCGAACCAACCAGUCAAAAUUCCUCGAGUUCCAAGUACCUCUAAAAACGAGGCAACGAUCGAAGAGACGAGGGUUCCACUUUUGCCGGAGCAUCCUCAUCGUCCCCGACCUCCCAUUACUCGACUACUUCAGAGAACCGUUUUUCCGGCCUUUUUGUACGAUAACAUACCAAAGGUUCAAGCCAAUCCCAGAAAAUUGUACGUGAGUAGCAGCGCAGCUUCCUGCGCCUGGAAAAGACACGAAGAAUGCGGCGGAUCGUUUGGACAAAAUGUGAUCUGGAACGGGUGCGAAAAAGCUUUGGCGCUCGCGAACCAAUACCGGAACCAAAUGGUCCCGAUGUUCGAACCCGAUCCUCCCGGCGGUUUGUCUGCUUGUGCUCCGAUCAAUGGCUGGUCUAAUAUCGUAGUUCCUGAUAAACAAACGUUGGUGACCGAUGCAGGAAAACUUUUCGUUUUGGACAGCUUGCUGAAGAGGCUCAAAGAGCAAGGUCAUCGAGUUCUUAUUUAUUCUCAAAUGACGAAAAUGAUCGAUUUGCUCGAGGAGUAUAUGUAUCACAGGAAGCACACAUUCAUGCGUUUGGAUGGUUCGUCAAAAAUUUCGGAUCGUCGUGACAUGGUCGCCGAUUUUCAAAAACGGGCCGACAUCUUCGUCUUUUUAUUGAGCACAAGGGCUGGUGGCCUGGGAAUCAAUCUCACUGCUGCCGAUACGGUCAUAUUUUACGACAGUGAUUGGAAUCCAACGGUCGAUCAACAAGCCAUGGAUCGAGCCCACAGGCUCGGGCAGACUAAACAAGUCACGGUUUAUCGAUUAAUUUGCAAGGGAACAAUCGAGGAGAGAAUUUUGCAGCGAGCGCGUGAAAAGAGCGAGAUUCAACGGAUGGUCAUAAGCGGGGGAAAUUUCAAGCCCGACACUCUCAAGCCGAAAGAAGUCGUUUCACUGCUUCUCGACGACGAGGAAAUCGAGGCGAAAUACAGUCAACGGAGCGAGGAGAGAAAGCAACACGCUGAGGAGCCUCGGAGCGAUCAGGGUCUGCAUCAGAAGGAGAGGGACCGGAAGAGGAAGCUAACCGCGCUUCCGGUCAAGAACGAAGCCAAAAAAAUGUGUCUCGAGGACAACGGCCUUGGAGAAAAGUUCGCCGAAAGUACGCCACAGACGACGACGACGACGACGACGACGAGCAAUCCGACGACGGUGCACAGCAACAAACAAGUGACGUUUGCGCCUCUUCCAUCGAGUCAGCAAUCAUUCGAGAGCAUCGAUGAUUAUGGCAGUGGGGUUGCCAGUCCUGUCAAAUCUGAGGACGAAACGAGCAACGAAGGUCUCGUCGUCGACGUGGACGGCCCCGUAUCAGCGUCGAGUUCUGAGGCGAGUCAAAACUCCCGAAUGACAUCGGAAUUCGGUGAGCCUCCAAAAGUCGCUCGUCUCGGGCACCAUUUCACAUUUGGCGUCGGGGGUGGGGUUCGCAUGAGGCCAAGCAUCCGUGGAACGAGUAAGCGUGGCAGACCACGUGGCUCCAGACGCGGAGGCCCCGUCGGGGGCAAGGGUCGUGGAAUGCUUUUUAAUCCCAACGCGAAAAAUUCGGCCUCUCCCGGACCGCAAUCGCCCAAUUCAACGCCGUCGCCCGGCUCUUCCUCAUCGCCCGGCGAUCCAGCCGCGCAGCAGGGUUUGCCAGGAAAUGCUGGACCAGCGGACGGGGAUGGUCCGAGCAGCGUCGGUCCGGUGGGUCCCCUAGGAUCGUUGUCCUCGCUCGGAGGCCGGAGCGGGCACAGUUCGGUGCGUCGUGGUCCAGGUCGGCCCCGUUUGCGUCCAUCGGGGCCGGGCAACCAGGGUUAUCGGAUUCCUGGGGUGCAUCAUCACGCGAAGAAGAUUCAGCGCUCACUUCCGGUUCCCCUGAGGUCGCAGCAAUUAUGUUCGACGAGUGUCAAAGCUUCGUCCUCGAAGUCGACGAUUUUAGCGCCACCUGGCUCGAGCCCCGCAACCGGAAGUGCGAGCCAAGCGUCGACCUCGCAAAAUUUCACGCCCCUCCACGAGUCCAGGCCUUUUGGAUUUUACACGCAACAGCAACAGCUCAUUCAAGACUCUUCCCCACCGGAAGAGAAGCCGCGACAGUCUCACUAGAAAUCAUUAAAUGUUCAAUUUAAUUACAGCCGUAAAUCUCUCACUUUUUAUCAUUGAAUUUUUUUUUUUUUUUUUUUUUUUUUUUUUCAUUCAUUCUCAUCUUAUUUUAUGCUGCGCGAAACUAAAUAAAUCAUUUUUUACGUUAUUAGACUUGGCCAUUCCUCUUUCAAUCGAUCUCAUAUCAGUUCUGUAACCCUUUUUCGAGUCUCGAGCUCAGGGAGGCCAACUCGAAUUAGUUUUACAAUUGCGCAUCGAUUUUUGGCAAGGGCUCAAUUGUUAUCGUUCUUUUUUUUUUCAUUAAAAGUUAAGAAUUUUGACAAAAGUC